Molecule: messenger RNA, 2547 nt
Organism: Zootermopsis nevadensis
Lineage: Eukaryota; Metazoa; Arthropoda; Insecta; Blattodea; Termopsidae
Source: RefSeq, a predicted model, not a curated record
UUUCUGUUGCAUAUUCCAAGACUGUAAUCGUCAAACAACUGAGAUGAAAAAAUCCUAGACGUCAUAAGAAAAUGUUGUAGACUCAAAAAUAAGUAGAGAAUUCUGGGAAAGGAAAAAUAAAGAUUAAUGAUGCUGCACACGUAAUUAUCAUUAUCAUAUUUAUUUGCUAUAGCCUAGAUAUCAAUGAGCUGUAGACACAAAUAUACUGAAAAAAAAUAUAUAAAUAAUAAAUAAAAUAUAUCACAUACACGCACAGAAUAUUAUUUGUAAAUAAAUAAAUAGUCCGGACAGAAACCACAUUUAAGAUAAAUUUAUGUAUUAAAAGACGUGUUUUAUUAUAUGUUACAAUUAUUUUGCACAACUGGCCACUUUUCGCGAACGUGACAUAUUAAGUUUAAUUUCCCUAAAAGACAGAAGUUACAGCGGACCGAUAUACAGACCAAAAUUUUCCACACAAUUCGCACCUCCCACACCAAAUUUUGUCUAAAUUCGUCAAACGCUUUGAAAGACGAACCAUGUGAACACAAGGGCAAGGUCAAUGACAAAUCACAAGUUCUUAAUUUUUUUAUGUCAUGUAAAUGAGGGCCAAUAUAUCUCUUUAAACUAGAGCAAUAUACGACCUGACAAUUAUGUAACUUCUCUCUAGGGAACUUCCUAACACCUCUUCUUUUCCUUACGUCCAAACAUUCACAUCAGUAGUAGUUAUUUUCAUAUAGACCUAUAAAAAUUCCCACUUAAAAUUUUGUACGCUUUUCUUGUUUCCCCAUCUGAAAUGUCUAAACCCCCCUUCAUAUGACCACCCUAAGUGAAUUAAAUUACAGAGACGUUAUCCUUACGUCCUAACACCUUACAUUACGCCCUUAAGUUACCAUCAGUUUCUAUUUCACAGAAAAUAGAUAAGAGGUUUGCGAUUACCAUGAAUUAUAUUGCGUACACUGUGCGAUGAUAAACAACGAUGCUGAUAAAAUAUCUGAGCCGAGAAAUGUCGAUGCCUGUAUCCGCAACUCUGUCGAUUUAUUUAUAUAUCGCAGAGCUUAGAGCGAGUUAUCACAUUCGUACCAGAGAAGUGAACGAGCUGUGUCCAGUUUCAAAUCCUCUGUGAAUUGCAACACUUUUUCGAACGAAUACAAACCAGUUCAUCAACAUAUAUUAUAAGCGCAUUCAAAUUCUUCAAAACAACAGUAAACUAUGUGCCUUCAGUUGUAAAAAUCCUUGAAUCGUGAAAUGAAAAACAAACAACAACUCUGAAGUGUUAUAAAAAUUACUUGUUAAUUUUCGUAAUGGUGACAUUUAAAUUCUUAUGUAAGGACCAAAAUAAAAUAACGCAGAUUGCAGUGAAUCAUCGGUGUUGGUGAUUUAAUUAUAUAUCUGGACCGAAAAUGACAAAUGAAGCAACCAUUCUGUGUGUUGUGCUGGUAACAAUAUGUUCAGGCGCUCAAGAUCUGUACGACAGAAACACCCUGAUGUCAGCGCCAUGGCAACAACUGUUACGGAAGACGUGGAGGGAUGUGAUAAGACAGACUGACAUCGCUUUACGACACCACGAGCGCCAGGAUUAUGAGGCUCUCUACGGACAGAUACAAACUCUGUCGACUAGAGGUCAUGAUCAUAUACCCUCUUGGAUACCUGGCGAAGGAGAUAUCAGUGGUCUGAAGUUGGUAACACUGGCUCAAUACGAAGCUGGAUUUUAUCUACUUAAACUGCACAGGGACCUGCCGAAAUUCCAGAUCAUGAUGGAAGAAAUUGGAAGAGAAAAUGGAGACUUUCUGGCCCUAAAGCACAUGAUGGUCUCGACUCGGACUUUCUUAGAACAGCUGCAACGACAAGUAAAGAAAGCGCUGAUGGAUCUGCAGAUCGGGGUCCCGGCACAGCCCGUGAGACGCACGAUCACGUCUGUAAAGGAGACGACUGACGCGGCAGCUGCUGGAAUGGCACGCGACAGAGGCAUCCUGAUCAGAUACCGGAACUACUUGCGGCAGUGGGUCAGACUCUGGUGCGCAGGCGCGAGGAGACGCCGGCGAAUCCAAAGGAGGAUUCGCGAGUCUACCAGAAACGCGAAACUGCGAGACGGUACAGACGCUUUGAAUCAACUACAUUUUAAUAAAUUCUUUUCAUUGACAACUCAGCCCGUUAAAUCGGCAAGUCGUCCUUCCAACUCCGAAGCUUAAAUGGGACACAUAAUCAACAGCAGCUAAGAGAAAGUGGAGUUGUCGAACCUAGAAACUCCCAAUUAAAACGCAAACCGUAAUUAAAAUCGGGUGUCUAUAGUGUUCUUUUCAAGACUGUACAUAGCCUCCAGCAACUAGUAACAUCUAACGGAACUUUCUCGUACUAGCACAGAUACAAAGACUUCAAAUGUCUACCGCCAGGUGGCAGAGUAAACGCAGCAACAGCUGAUUGCAAGAUGGUUGUAAACAAGGUGUGGUUUUUAUGGAAGUGUUUUUAGUUUGUGAGUUUUAAACAAUUUUCGUUAUGGUAAUUGCAUUUAUGAUACAAACUUUGAACCCUAAAGGAUGUGAAAUUUUGUAUUAUAGAGUGUUCACUUGC